Messenger RNA from Rana temporaria (common frog), 2151 nucleotides. Its product is annotated as keratin, type I cytoskeletal 19-like. The transcript is spliced from 7 exons. Gene Ontology annotation, molecular function: structural molecule activity. The coding region runs from base 38 to 1498 and encodes 486 amino acids. The record is from RefSeq and is a predicted model, not a curated record. NCBI's taxonomy places the organism in Eukaryota, Metazoa, Chordata, Amphibia, Anura, Ranidae.
AUUUGUUCCUCCACUCCACUAGUUGACUAAAGUCAUCAUGAGCAUCAAGCUAAGUCACAGAUCUUCAUCUGGAUCCCUUAGAGGACUAGGAAGUGGAAGCUGUAAUGUCAAUCGCAUGUCCUCAGUACGCUCAAGUGGAUCUUUCCGGGCUCCCAGUGUUCAUGGUGGCUUUGGUAGCAGAGUCUAUGGAGCUGGUGGUGCUGGAUGUGGAUCUGCUGGAAGCAUUAGCUUAGGUCUAGGGGGAGCUGGAGGCUAUGGCUCUGGCUCUGGCUCUGGCUUUGGAUUUGGAAGUGGAGGUGCUGGAGGCUAUGGAUCUGGAUUUGGCUUUGGUGGAGGGUCUUUUGCUUCUGGUGGCGAUAACAUGCUUAACAUGAAUGAGAAGGAAACCAUGCAAAUUUUGAAUGACAGACUAGCUAGCUACCUGGAAAAAGUCCGCUCCCUAGAGGAAGAAAAUUCCCAGAUUGAAAGAAAAAUCCGAGAGUGGUAUGACAAGCAAGUUCCAUACACAUCUCCUGAUUUCAAUCCCUAUUUCAAGAACAUUGAGGAUGUCCAAAACAAGAUCAUGCAAGGAAAUGCAACAAAUGCCUCUAUCUUACUCCAGAUUGAUAAUGCUCGUCUGGCAGCUGAUGACUUCAGAACCAAGUAUGACAAUGAGGCUGCUCUCCGCCAGGGAGUAGAAGCUGACAUCAAUGGCCUCCGCCGUGUGCAGGAUGAACUUUCACUGAACAAGAAAGACCUGGAAAUGCAAUACCAGAACCUAAAUGAGGAGUUGACAUACCUAAAGAAAAACCACCAAGAGGAGGUGAGCAGCUUGCGUUCUCAGUUGGGUCAGAAGGUCAACGUUGAAGUGGAUGCUGCACCAUCCGUGGACCUAAACAAAGUGUUAACUGAACUGAGAUCUCAGUAUGAAAAUAUAAUGGAACAAAAUGCAAAGGAAGCAGAGAAGUGGUUCGUCGACAAGAGUGAAGAACUGAGCCAUCAGAUGACAAGCAGUUCCCAACAGCUACAGACCCACAGUACAGAAAUCCUUCAACUCAAGCAUACAUUCCAAAAUCUGGAGAUAGACCUUCAGACCCAAAACAGUAUGAAAGCUGCGUUGGAGAACAGUUUGCAUGAGACAGAAAGCCGUUACGGUGCCCAACUCGCUCAACUUCAGGAAAUGAUCAAUGAUGUAGAGAUGAAAUUAGCAGAGCUCAGAUGUGAUUUGGAAAGACAGAACUUCGAGUACAAAAAUCUCCUGGAUGUGAAGACCUAUCUAGAAAGGGAGAUAGCCACAUAUAGGCAACUGAUGGAUGGAGAGGACUCUCAACGAGGAAGUGGAUGGAGUUCAAGGGGCAUGAGUAGCUAUGGAGGUUCUGGCACCGCAGGCAGCAUGGGCAACGUGGGCAGCAUGAGCGGCUCUGGAGGUUCCAGUGGCAUGAGCCAUUCCAGCGGUGGAAAAUCAAGAGUCAUAGUGGAAGAUGUCAGAGAGGGAUACUCUCAAGCUAAAAGAGAAUAAAACCUGUUAUUGAAUCCUGGCCAUAUACACUUGAAGGCUUCCAUAUUUUUCAUCCCCCUUUCUCUGCCACGGAUGCUGUAUAUUGGAAAGAAUAGACUGUCAUGUAUACCAAUUGUAAUAAAGUAAAGUGGAGGGCUUACCUUCAGCAACCAAUCAUAUUUCACCUGCCAUUCUUCUAGUUCAAGCGAGCAUAUAAAAGCUAAAAUCUGUUUGGUUAAUGAAGAGAACACCUCCUUUUUCCAUACAUUCAAUUUUUAUACAUGAAGCUCUUUUUUUAUAUGGAAAAAGCACCCUUAUGCUUAUUAUAUCCCAGAUAGCAAGGAUAACUUGAAUUGUAAGUCUUGCUGCACAUUUUCACUGGCAAGUUGUACCCUUGCAGAGCACUUGAAGCACAAGCUAUAGUUGACACUUUUCCAAAUUUAGCCACAGUGACCCCUGUGGUGGGAGGACUAUUGCGCAACAAAACUGAACCAGAAUUUGCAGCAGACUUGCAGAAUGUUUGCAAAGAAAGUUGAUCUGGAGUCAUGCAAUGUGGACUUUCUGCAAUUUUGCCUGGCAAAGUCUAACAAUAGCUUAGCAAGUUAUUUUCAAACCUGCAGCUCAAUUGCUUGCUAUCUGAGAUGUCACUGGCUAAUGGUGGUGCUUUUAGUCUU